Molecule: messenger RNA, 575 nt
Organism: Daphnia pulicaria
Lineage: Eukaryota; Metazoa; Arthropoda; Branchiopoda; Diplostraca; Daphniidae
Product: putative eggshell protein
Exons: 2
Coding region: 87-383 (98 amino acids)
Source: RefSeq, a predicted model, not a curated record
UCCACUGUCAUCAGUUGUUUGUUCCAGCAAUUCAACAAUAACGCAACAGCUCUCUUGAAGAAAAAGAAACAAUACUACAGCACAAAAUGGCCAAUUUCACUAGUUCCUUGUUUGCUCUCGUCGUUUUGGUGGCAGUCUCCUUGGCCAGCGAUCCUUAUUCUUACGGUGGAAGCAAAGGAUAUUCACCAUACGAAUCCUCGUACUCUGUCAAGUACGAUAUGGACUACAAAGGCCCAAAGGGAUAUGACAAGGGUUACGAUAAUAAACCUAGCUAUGGUUAUCACUCUGCUCCUUACGGCUAUGACAAGAAACCAAGCUACGAGUACAGCCUUCCAUCUUACGGUUACGACAAAUACGAGAAACCCAAAUCUUACGGCAGCUAGUACUCUCCAAGCUAUUAAUUCCAUCAUCAGACCCACUAGCAAAAAAUAAUCGGAAUUAUUUGACCCGAAUGCCUUUACACGACCGCAAAAUUCCUAGAAUCUAUUUUUGAAAAAAAUCUGUAAUUGCCCAUAACAUGUGGAGAAUGUCGAAUUAACUAACGAAAAAAAUAAAUCUCACUUAAUUUCAACAAA